AUGGCGCAACCAACGUCCUCAUCGAACCUGAGCCAAGCCGAGCAGCCCACCACCGCCUCCUCAUACCUCGACCUCGGCAUCACCCUCACAAUCAACAACUGGCCGGCGCUGACCAUGGCCGUACAAUCGAACUGGGGCGGCCCAACAUCAGCCGACAAGCGCGACUGGCUCUGCGGCGCGAUAUCAGACAUGAUCAAUGAGCGUCCCGAGACAGACGCUCUGGAUCUGGAAGACGUUCUGAUCCAGGUGAUGAACGAUGAGUUUGAUGUUGUGGUAGAUGAUGACAGCGCGGCGCCUGUUGCGGCGCAGAUCAUGGCGAUCCGGGAGCAGACGGCGAGGGGGGAGUUCGGCUUUGUGCAGGAGCUGUGGGAGGCGUGGCAGAGGAAGGCUCAGCAAAAGGGGAAUAAUGUGGCGGCGGCGUUUAAGCAAGUGAAGGCGGUGGAUGAUGAGGAUACCGAUGAGGAUACCGAUGAGGAGGAUGAGGUUGAGGAGGACGAGGACGUCGAUAUGGACGAGGCUCCUGCUCUCGUACGAGCGCCUAGGGAGAGGGUCGAGCCUGAAGUUGAUGAGGACGGGUUUACUAAGGUUGUUGGGAAGAAGAGGAGAUAA
Molecule: messenger RNA, 609 nt
Organism: Aspergillus fumigatus Af293
Lineage: Eukaryota; Fungi; Ascomycota; Eurotiomycetes; Eurotiales; Aspergillaceae
Product: putative pre-rRNA processing protein
Exons: 1
Coding region: 1-609 (202 amino acids)
Biological process (GO): maturation of SSU-rRNA from tricistronic rRNA transcript (SSU-rRNA, 5.8S rRNA, LSU-rRNA)
Cellular component (GO): nucleus
Source: RefSeq, a predicted model, not a curated record